AGACCGUGCCAUGAAAGCAGGAAUCGAGCAAUCCUCGGCCAUGUUCCUCGUCUCUGUGAUCGGUAUUGGCAACACGGUCGGUCGUAUCGUCUGUGGCCUGGCAAGCAGUUUUCCAGGCGUCGAUGCCCUGGUCGUUAACAACAUAUUCAUCAGCGCUGGCGGACUAUUAACGUUCUUCUCUGGUUUAUCUCUCUCCGAGGGCUACCAAUUUUUCUACGCAGCCACGUUUGGCAUCAGUAUAUCCGUGUUCGCGUCCCUGAGAUCGAUCCUGGUGGUGGAUCUGCUGGGGCUGGAGAAGCUGACGAACGCUUUCGGACUUCUUCUUCUGUUCCAAGGAGUGGCGGCAACAGUGGGCGCGCCUCUCGCAGGCGUCUUCAUGGAUGCCACGAAGAGCUACGACACGGCGUUCUAUCUGUCCGGGACCCUGAUCUUAGUGUCGGCGAUAAUCUGCUAUCCCUUGAAGUGGAUCAACAGGCGGGAGCUGAAGAAGAACGGACAGAAGAGCAACGAGGACCCGUCGAAAUCUUGAUCGAAGCUGCCGAACACCUCGCCGCCGCAGAUCGAACCGUUUCCCGUUCGCUGUCGGCCGAUGUAUUUGUACAUACUAACGCGUAAUAAUUUAUAGCGAGCGUUCGAGUCGAUCCAUCGAUCGGCGCCCCGUUCCGGAAACGAUCUACGGUUCCACAUCGAAGAUGUUAACAUCGUCUGCGAAGUCGAAGACGUUCAAAUCGUUGACGAAGUCGAGGACGUUCGUCGUUGUUCGAAGGAUGGGCGGCCGGCUUUGGUGCUCGAGGACGCUGAAGAAGGUGAAUACCGUCCACAGCGAAGAGGGGCCCCAGCGUUUCCGUCGAAAGUGGGGGAACGGUGGAACCCGAAGACGCGUAUCCGCUCGAGAAUCGUCCUGGAUCGGUGCACCGUCGCUUCGGGUCGGUGGGCGUCGGUAUAGACCGCGGAUCUCCAUGCAGAAUUAUGUUCUCUAGGUGCCCGUGACGAUUGAAGUUGACCUCUUGUCCCAGGAUAAUUACAACUUCUACGCUGUCGCUAAUUUCUCGGAGAAGCGAGAGCAUUCUUUCUAACUUAUGGUCUAUAGAGCUAUGUAUAUAUUUUGUGUAAAUACGAUUCUAGAGAUAUUUUUAUAGUCGUUACAAUUAAACAUCGCAGAAUUGUAUUUUUUAGAAUCAAUUUUAAUGUGAAAUUCUUAGAGACACAAAUUCGUAGACCAUGUUUCAAAGAGUUGCGCAGAUGACAAUUACUUGGGCACGUGUAGACAGUUGCGUAUCGUUAUUUAAAUCGUACUUUUGAAGGUGCAACUCAACGGUCUACAGUGUAGUUUUAUCGAAUGUUUAACUAUGAUGUAAGCACUGGACUGUGGUCUUUCGCACGUUUAUAAAAUGAAAGUAACAAUUAACAACUUCGACGCAAGUGCAUAAAGUUCCGCGGUCCGCUAAUUGCAACGAGAAAUUGCAUGUCCAGCCAGAACGAAUAUUUAUCUCCCACCAGCCCAAUUUCGUCUGCGCGGUAUUAGCUAUGUAGAAUACAUACAUACAAGCUUGGUGUGUCGGACAAGUGGGUACGCGGCUUAACGUGAACGCAGAACUGCGGGCAACGAUGAAGUAUCAUAGUGCUCCCGCGAAAUGUUAAUCGCCACGAAACCAGUUCGGAAACGCGAGACUUUUUCCCUGUCCCGUAGCGGCGCGUUAUGCGCCGUGACACGCAUUUUUUGUAGUCUAUCAACAGGAGACUUUUGCGCGACCACCGCUGCCUUAAUGUGAACGUGACGAGUAAGUGCCUUCUGUCGUACAGUGAUUUGUUUCGCCGAGAGGCGAGAGUCCUGCGACAGUUCGUCCACGGACCGGAUCGGAGGGCGUUCCGUAAUUUUAAUGCCGAGAGAUUUUGUUGUUUGGUUCUGCUCGUUGUUCGGACCGACAGCCAUUUUGGAUCCGAACGGCACAGAGAGUGGACUGAGAGACAGACGGUUGUAUGUAUUCGAAAUGAUCCCACGCUCUUGACCUUUCGCCGAUCUAUUUCUUGCUAUAGUUCUUAGACAGCCGAAAGUGAACUGCCAUACCUGCGAUCGCAUACUCUUGCUACAUUUUAUACAGGCUGGGUCGAACGCGCGAUCGUGUACGAAAGAAUUGUUAUUCGUUUCCCGUUUCUAGCUGUUGAUUAUGCAACCCGAUCAAACAGAACAAUAUGUCAACCGAACCUCCAUCCCGUCGAACAUGUUUUUAAUGUGACGUUGAAUGCUCCGCAACUAGUUGACUUUUCAAUAUUACCAACGGUGCAAGAAAAACUCAUCCCAAGAAUUCCAGGUAUAAUACUUUAACCGUCAUCUAUUGUGACUUGCUGAACUUUCCAAUCAGAUCUCCUAUUUUGUACGAUAUUUUUUAUUUCAUCUGCAACACUUUUAUAUUCGACGCCGGUUAACUUACUCUUGCACUGUACACACAUUCUAGAUAAAUAAACAGCCAAGUACUCAAUAUCAUAAUCAAAAAUAACGCGUCGAUCUUUACGCAGAUUCCUUCGCAGAAUUUUAAGCCUUAAUUGGUAUGCUGUAAACAUUGUAUUCCUAUUUGAUUUUGCAGUAGAAGUUUUUAUUAUUUUAUUACACUAACUAAGAAUAAAAAUCCAUAGGUCAUUUAAUCUAGAAUUUUAGAUUAACACAUCUAUCUGUCUUUUUUAUUUGGAGUGUGCCACGACUCCAACGCUACAGUUGUUUUUAUGAAAGAUAUUGUACCAAUUAAGGGUUAAAUGUGACUUCAAGGAGCGCUGGACUUCGAACAAUUUCCGGCAAGUGAUUUUAGAAAGCGAGAAUCCAGCGCUGCAAAAAGAUAAAUGGUUGUCCGGUUUGGAUUUCUCGCGAAAGAACUUUUGUACAUUCUUUCGUGCAGACCGCCAGGGAACACUUCCUCCGUAACAAUCUGUACAUUUGUAACGCUUUAGUGUUAGUCUCGACAGGACAGCGGCGAGAUAUCCCCGAGGCGAGUUGAUCGUUGGAUCGAUCAGGGAUCUCGCUUCCGACAUAUCGCGCCGAGAGUAGAUUUCUAUUAUAAAUCAGUCCACGACCAGCGCGACCGUACGUUAAAGGCGUAUGUACUUGCAUAAACGAGUACAUGUAAUCUCAAUAGACCGUGCGCGUCCGUUCCGUCGCGGCGCUGUUUAUAGCGUUAAUUAACCACGAGGCCGAUAUCCGGAACCGUGAUCCGGACGUCGGCUCCUUCCCGUCGACGUAGACGUGUGUAGGACUUGCUCAAAAGUGAAAUCCGUUCCUACUGUUCCUAAUUAAUUAAUCUACCCUAGGAUUUUCGAGCUGAGCCGUCACCCUCGUACGCCAUUUUGGCUAUUUGUAACGUCCCGAAUGCAUCCACUCUGCGACCUUUCGCGUGCAUUUCAUUUGUCAAAUAAAUCAACAAUGUAGAAUUAGUCAUUUCGAUUUAAGAUCAUUGUCUUCCUCGGAUAGAGAAGCGCGAAAGUCGUGGAGCAGAGCCGUUCGACGCGCGCCAUUUUGGUUCCUUUCAAUCCUCUAUCUCAGCGAGCUUUUACCUGCGUCUUCUCAAAUAUCAUGUUAAAAUAAAGCGUGAACUUGUAAUUAUUAAAUCACUGUGUUCCAACGAUUGAAGUUCAGAAGUUGAGGAGCGUCGUUCCUGUACCACCCCAACACCGUUAUGGUUCCUUGUAAAUGUUCGUACACUUUGAUUCUUCCACUUUAUAUUAUAAAUAGAAAUUUAAUGAUAUUGAAGGAUCAUCCUUGCACCACGUACGCCAUAUUGAUUCCUUCUAACCAUUCACGUACGGUUAGUGAAUAAUAAAUAGCGAAUAAUAAAAUGGUAACUCUAAAA
Molecule: messenger RNA, 3839 nt
Organism: Megalopta genalis
Lineage: Eukaryota; Metazoa; Arthropoda; Insecta; Hymenoptera; Halictidae
Source: RefSeq, a predicted model, not a curated record